GAAGUGAUUGUGGACGGCUCUGUGACAGAGUACAACCUGAUCAGACUUCACCCCGGAGCGAAGUACGCGGUGCAGCUGCAGGCGGAGGGAGGAGGCCGAUACACUGCCGCCAUCUCCACUGACUUCACCACCGGCACGCUGAGGUUCCCCUUCCCCACAGAUUGCUCUCAGGAGCUGCUGAACGGCAUCCGGACGUCGGGCGAGGUGGAGAUCUUCCCUCAGGGGAAACUCGGGACGCCGAUGAUGGUUUACUGCGACAUGGAGACGGACGGAGGAGGCUGGACGGUCUUCCAGAGGAGGAAGGACGGCUCUGAGAAUUUCUUCAGAGGGUGGAGGGACUACACGAAAGGAUUUGGGAGUCCGAGCGGAGAGUUUUGGCUCGGCCUUGAGAGCCUCCACAACCUGACUACAAUGACAAGGAUGAUUUUGCGUGUCGACCUGCGCGACAAAGAUGACGCCGUGUACGCCAAAUACUCAACGUUCGAGGUGGCGAAGAGGAACUACAAACUGACUGUGGGCGGAUACAGCGGCACUGCAGGUGACUCGCUCACUUAUCACAACCAGCGGAUCUUCUCCACCAAAGACCGGGACCUGGGGUCCUUCAUCACCCGCUGCGCCAUGUCGUACCGAGGAGGCUGGUGGUACAAGAACUGCCACGAGGCGAACCUCAACGGCCUCUACGGCGUCAGCGUCAACCACCAG
This is a messenger RNA of Plectropomus leopardus (leopard coralgrouper), 702 nucleotides long. The record is from RefSeq and is a predicted model, not a curated record. NCBI's taxonomy places the organism in Eukaryota, Metazoa, Chordata, Actinopteri, Perciformes, Serranidae.